GAGAGACACAGAGGAAGAGAGAUUAAAUGCAGAAGUGGAGAGUGAUGGAUGGGGGUUUAAAAAACCCAUAUUGAGAUGGAAGAGAGCGAGGAGAGAGAUGGAGAGAUGCAUGGAAGUGCCGGAGUAUAUGGUGAAGGGAAGUACCGAUGAGGGGAGAGAGAAAGAGUUAGCCAAAAAAAUAUAGUUUUUUUUAAAGAAACAAUGGGAGGGAUUAAGUCGGAUUUGGAUUGAAAUUUAAGAGUAGUGGUGUGUUGAGGUCCCAUGCUUGUAGGUGUAGGAGAGUCCUGUAAUAUCCAAAUUUUGGUUUUAAGUGAGGGGGACCCAACCUUCCAAAUUUGUCCCAGACGAACCCAUUUAGGACGAAACCCAAGGAAGACGAACCCAUUUAGGACAAAACCCAAGGAAUCCUCAGGCUUGAGAGAGAGAGAGAGAGAGAGUGAGAGAUUGGUGGCUUCAGAGGUGGGGGUCCUAGUGAAAUGUUUUGUGCUUCGGAUUACAUGCGAAAUGAAGAGAGAGAAGCAACCCAACAUGGAAAAGUGGAACAAAAGUUUGGAAUGGGCAGAACUGGUUCUUCCAUGGCUGCCCCCCCAAGACUUGGCUUCUCUCUCUACAACUUGCAAAUCUCUCCACCAAAUUGCAAAAUCCAUCACUGAUUACAGAGUCUCAGACACAUCGAGGGGCCUCGAAAAGCACUCAAUCCCCAUCUCCAACACCAUUGACAAAACCCUCUACCCUUAUUUCCUCUACACCCCAUUCCCAGUCUUGGGUCUUUCUCACUCAUCCUCCCUGAGCCAGCCAUGGGGAAAGCACUCUCUCUCCAAAGAUAUAUCUCCUCCAAUGGGUCUUCAAAAUGUGGAUUCUCUAACAAUGGGGUCUCCUGGUUGUGGCUGUGGUGAUUGUUUUCUGAAUGAAGAUGGGAAGAAGUGCGGGUGCAGGGAUUUUGGGGGUGGACUUUUAGAGGGAGGUUUGGAAUUUGGAGCAAUUUUGGAGUGUGGGUCUGGAUGCAAUUGCAAAGAAGAAUGCAGGAACAGAGUCAAUCAAAAGGGGAUAUCAGUGAGAUUGAGAGUUGUGAAGCACGAAUCCAAAGGUUGGGGGUUGCACGCCGCACAGCUUAUUCGUCGUGGAGAAUUUGUUUGCGAAUAUGCCGGUGAAGUCCUAACUACAAGUGAGACUAAGAAAAGGCAGCUCCUUUACGAUGAGCUUUCCAAGAAAGGCCGGUUUUCUCAUGCACUCAUGGUUGUGCGUGAGCACUUGCCUUCAGGUGAGGCAUGCCUAAGGGUCAACAUCGAUGCAACGAGGCUCGGAAAUGUGGCUCGUCUCAUCAACCACUCUUGUGAUGGGGGUAACCUCUCUCCAAUCUUAGUGCGUACAAGGGGCAGGCUUCUUCCCCGCCUUUGCUUAUUCGCCUCAAGAGAUGUGGCCCUAGGGGAGGAGCUCACAUUCAGUUAUGGGGCUUCUUCUAGCCUUGGUUCAAAAGCCUUGUCUCUGUGUUUUUGUGGAAGUGCUGGUUGUUUGGGUGUUCUCCCAUUUGAACAAACAUGAGGGUGCAAUUGGCAUAUGGAUGCAUCCGUAGCUGUAGCGGUAAGCGUAUUACAACGAGUUAUCGUUUAGGGGUUGGGAGGAGAGGGCUUGAGGAGGAUUAGCAAUUGAAGGAGUUGGGAGGAGAGGGCUUGAGGAGGAUUGGCAAUUGAAGAUGAGAAAAAUUAAUAUUAGGAGGCAUGAUUCUUAGGUAAAAUAAUAAUAAUAGCAAUAACAACCACCACCACAACAACUACUGAACGAUAUAAUGAUAGUGAAAUUUGUAAAAAUAUCCCGUUUUAAUUUCCAAAAUUGAGAAUAGUCUUUUAUAUUUUCCUAUGUUACACUCCUCUCAGUUUUUUAGAGUCUAUAGUGUAUUUUAAUUUAAUUUUUCAAUAAUUGGAUUAGAUCAAAUUUGGCCGUUUGUAAAAAAAUGAAAAAAAGAUUGUUCAAUACUAAAAAUGGCCAAAAUACCCCGUCAUGACUUAGGGGUAUUUUGGUAAUUUUAGUUAUUUGAAAGUGUAGUGUGUUAUUUUUACAGGUAUGUGAUGGAAAGAAAUGUGCAUGUCCCAAAUUUGAGCUUAUUCGAUGUUUAUAUAUAUAUAUAUAUAUAAAAGGAAAAUCUUCAUGUUAACCCAAGGGCUAAUAGGAAGAAGAUAUGAGCCCAACAAUUCACAUUGAAUAUGGGUUGAUCUGAUGGUCAUGAUUUCAUUUUGUGUUUGAAUUUUAAUAUUUUUUUAUAAACCUAAAUCACUUAAAAUUUUAGACGUGUGUUAUUCUCA
Molecule: messenger RNA, 2300 nt
Organism: Amborella trichopoda
Lineage: Eukaryota; Viridiplantae; Streptophyta; Magnoliopsida; Amborellales; Amborellaceae
Gene: SDG20
Product: SET domain protein 20
Molecular function (GO): protein binding
Source: RefSeq, a predicted model, not a curated record